Bactrocera dorsalis (oriental fruit fly) is the source of this 1829-nucleotide messenger RNA. Its product is annotated as putative nuclease HARBI1. Lineage: Eukaryota; Metazoa; Arthropoda; Insecta; Diptera; Tephritidae. The record is from RefSeq and is a predicted model, not a curated record. Bases 173 to 1237 code for a protein of 354 amino acids. The transcript has 4 exons.
GAAUCGUUACAUCCGUGCACGGAUCGGCAAACGUACGAAAGAAAAUUACGUGAUACGUCAAUCGUAUGUGGCGAUUGGCAUUAUGACAUACGAAAGCGAACGGAUCGUAAUGUGUUUUCAAUUCACAAUAGUUUUUAAAUUCCACAUUGCUAUGGAUCGUAGGUCGCAAUAGAUGUGGAACUGUCAAAACUGUCGCAAAAUAUUUAAUAAAUUUGUUAGUUUAAACAUCAAACGGUUGAAUAUCAAGAUGGAUCCGACUUUGUUUUUUUAUUUGAGCUCUAGUGAGAGUGAUAGUGAUGAAAAAAUAGUGCGGAGGCAACUAAGAGAUCGGAGCAAUCCUUUGGCACUGCCGAACACAGCAUUUUUAAAACGAUUUCGUCUAAGUAAAGAGGCUUUUGAAUAUGUCCUAAAUAAUAUAUGUUUAACGCAAUCUGACGUCAGAGCAGUGCCUCCAGUGUUACAAUUAGCAACCACGCUCUCACAUUUGGCUGGCGGUGGAUACCAGCACAGUGUAGGCAGUGACUAUUUAAUCGGGAUUUGUCAAAGCACUGUUUCGAAGCUGACAUCCCAUGUACUUAAAGAAAUGGAAACGAAGUUGUGCCCUCAGUUUAUACGGUUUACACCAGAGGAUUCCCUUACGUGUAAAGAGUGGUUUGUGCAGCAAUAUAAAAUUCCAGGAGUUAUAGGGUGCGUUGAUGGAACCCACAUCGGCUUACAAAAACCCACAGUGAACGAGCACAUGUACUUCAAUAGAAAAGGCUACCAUAGUAUCAACGCUAUGAUAAUAUGUGAUCACACUUACAAAAUUUUGGCUAUUAACUGUCAAUACGGUGGUGCAGCCCACGACUCAUUUGUUUGGAAACACUCGGACCAGCGAAGAGUUUUGGAAGAACGAUUUCAGCACAACAGGAAUGAAAAUUCAUGGCUUUUAGGUAUAUUUUCAUUUUGUUCUUUUUACCACAUUUAUUUUAUUUAUAUUUUAACAGGGGAUUCUGGCUACCAUUUGGAACCAUGGUGCAUAACUCCUUACAGAAACGCUUCGGAGGGUGCAAGUGAAGCUAUGUUCAAUGAAAUACAUUCCAAGGCAAGAUGUAUCGUCGAACGAACUAUCGGAAUUUUAAAAGGACGCUGGAGAAUUUUAGGAUAUGGCAGCAGAGGAAGGUACCAUCCGACAAAAGUGGCAAGAUUUGCUAACGUUUGUGCAGCAUUACACAACAUCUGCAUUAAUUUAAAAUAAAUUAUGAUCCUCAGAAUUGCGAAUCUGAUCAAACAACGGAUAUCGACACUGGGGUAGCGAACCGCCUCACCGCAAUCGGCCAAACAAUAAGGGAUCAAAUAAUGCACUCUUUAAUAAAUUGAAGAUGAAAAUGUCUAUGUAUUUAUUCUUGUAAAUUUUUUUCCCUUCUAAACUGAAAUACAAAAAUUUUGUUCAUAUAAACUCAUUGUUUUUAUUAGUCGUUUCAUCACGUUUGUUGGUUUUAUCACAUUUCUUAAAUAUUGUUACAAAAAGUAGUAUUAAGUUUUAUUUGUAUUGCUAUAAGCAUCCCUGAUUAUGAACAAUAGCUGUAGGUAUAUGGAAUAGCAUUUGUCUUGUUGUAGACAUCUGGCGCCACGGCUGUCUGCUUGUCGAAACAAUAGACAUCUGGCGCCGCACUGUCUGCUUGUCUAGUUAAACAAUUGCUGAGUCUGGCGCCGCGACUGUCUGCUUGCGUCUGGCGCCGUAUAGCCGUAUGUUCUGGUAAUUUCCAGACGCGAUAUUCUAGAAGGACACGUCGGCAUCAGCGAGAAGUGCGUGGCUAUAUAAGCCGUGGCAGCGCCAACGUAAUCAA